UUCUUGUUGCUCUCACUUGGCCACACCUCACAUUUGAGACAUUUCUUUGCCUAGAGUGAGACCAGAACCCCGACUCAAUGCUGCCGCUGCUGCUGCUGCUACUGUCCCUGCUGCGGGAGGGGUCCCUGCAGCAGGAAGCAGGCUACAAGCUGCAGGUGCAGAAGUCGGUGACAGUGCAGGAGGGUCUGUGUGUCCUCGUGCCCUGCUCCUUCUCCUACCCUGAGAUCAGGACUUAUUUGACAAGCCCUGCCGAGCCUUUUCUCUUCUGGUUCCGAGACGGGGACAAUGUCUACACUCAAGCUCCUGUGGCCACCAACAAGCCAGAUUGGCCAGUAAGGCCUGAGACGAAGGGCCGGUUCCACGUCCCCAGGGACCUCAGCACCAACAACUGUUCCCUGAGCAUCACAGAUGCCAGGAGGGAGGACACAGGGAGGUACUUCUUCCGAGUGGAGAAGGGAAGCAAGCUCAAAUACAGCUACUUGUGGAAGACACUGUCUGUGGAGGUGACAGCCCUCUCAGAGAAGCCACACAUCCAGCUCCCGGCAACCCUGCAGUCUGGCCACACCACACUGUUGCACUGCAGCCUGCCAGGACACUGCCCACUUGGGAGAACUCUCAGCUUCUCCUGGAAGGGCAGUGCCCUUGACUCUCAGACUCCCUGGAGGGCAUGGUCCUCCUUGUUGCUCCUCACACCGAGGCCCCAGGACCACGGCACCAACCUCACCUGUCGGGUGCAGUACCCGGGCAGUCAGGUGACCACGGAGAGAACCGUGCAGCUCAAUGUCUCCUAUCCUCCUCAGAACCUCAGCGUCAGCAUCUUCUUCCAAAACAGCACAGCCCCCAGCAUGCUGCUUACCAGCUCAUCCCUCACCGUCCCGGUUGGCUGGGCUCUGCGCCUGCGCUGCUCAGCACUCAGCAACCCUCCUGCCAACCUGAGCUGGGUGCGGGGACCCCCAGACCUGCAGCCCACCCCUGUCUCCUUCACCGACAUCCUGGAGCUGCCGCAGGUGCAGCCAGAGCACGGAGGGCAGGUCACCUGCAUAGCCCAGAACUCGCUGGGCUCCCAGCACCUUUCCAUGAACCUCUCUGUUCAGGCCCCUCUACAGCUGCUGGGUCCCUUCUGCUCCUGGGAGGCCCAGGGUCUGCACUGCAAAUGCUCCUCCCAGGCCCAGCUGGCCCCGUUCCUGCGCUGGCGGCUUGAGGAGCAGCUGCUGGAGGGGAACAGCAGCGGGAACAGCAGCGUUGCCUCCUUCAUGGUCACCUCCAGCUCUGCAGGGCGCUGGGCCAACAGCUCCCUGAGCCUCCGCGGGGAGCUCAGCUCUAGCCUCAGGCUCAGCUGUGAAGUUUGGAACGUCCACGAGGGCCAUAGCGUGCAGGUGUUGCUGCUGCCACCACCACCAGAAGGCUCCCUGCACUCCUGGCCCCUGGUGCUCACCCUGAUCAGAGGGUCCCUCAUGGCAGCCGGCUUCCUUCUCACCUAUGGCCUCACGUGGCUCUACUACACCAGGUGCGGAGGCCCCCAGCUUCACGCCUCGACACCGAGAUGAGCACGGGGCACCCAGAGCCACAGCUGCGGCCAUGUCACGCUAGCCUCUCCCUGGAGGCAGCUCUCUGCUUCUCUUUCCUGCCUGCCUCCUUCCCUGUCCUUAAUCCACCAAGCCUGGCACGUCCUGCCCCAUCCCAGCUUCACCUGCUGCCCUUCUCAUCCCUCCCCACCACCUGCUCCAACAUGUGACUGGGCUGCAUGCUUCAGGUCCCCCACACCUGAGAGCUUGCUUGUUGACCAUGGAAGGACAGGGGAGGCCAGAAAUGACCCAUCCCCGAGACCCGGAUGCACUGCGAAUUGCGAGCCUGGCUGCUCCCUCCACCUGGAGCUGCGACUGUGAAACACGACCAAGGGCAUCUCCACAUGGAAGACACAGGACCGCCCGGGAACAGAUGUUACUCUUGAAGGCCCCUGCGGAUCCUUGUAGACCUCAAGGACAUCUGGGCAUGUUUGCACGCAGGCUGUGGUGUCCGCAUGACCCCGUGGAUGUUCAGUAGAGAAUGUGUCCAUGGUGACCCGGCUUGGGGAGGGUGGCAGGCUGACAGAGCCACAGUGAUGGAUUCUCCCACACCCUGGGCCCUUGAAGGACGCACAGCCUGGUCCUCACAGCUGGUGCCUGGACCCCUCCCUAGCUGUGUCCACGUCCUUCCUGCCUCCAUGGCUCACACAGGAUACCCAUCACUGCCGGGCUCUCCUCUCUAGUUUCAGCUUUGCCCAGCAUUCCCUGACCAGGCCGGUAUCUCCCAGGUCCUUAGCCAUAGAUUUUCUCUUUUCCUGUGUGACCCUGUUGGCCUCGUUCAUGCAUUUUGUUCACAUUCUGACUCCUGCUUGCCUGACAAUGGCAGAGGACCCAGAGCUGCGAAGGCAUCACAGUGGGACAGAGUGAGGACUUGGUUUGCAUGGACUUCCGAGGACUUUAGCGAGGAGGGUAUGCUGAGGUUCCCUGCCUGUGAUGGAGCAGGCUCAGCUGCACCUGCGUUACCACCUCCUAGAAA
Ochotona curzoniae (black-lipped pika) is the source of this 2541-nucleotide messenger RNA. Its product is annotated as sialic acid-binding Ig-like lectin 14. Gene Ontology annotation, molecular function: sialic acid binding. Gene Ontology annotation, cellular component: plasma membrane. The transcript has 8 exons. Gene Ontology annotation, biological process: cell adhesion. Bases 78 to 1547 code for a protein of 489 amino acids. The record is from RefSeq and is a predicted model, not a curated record. NCBI's taxonomy places the organism in Eukaryota, Metazoa, Chordata, Mammalia, Lagomorpha, Ochotonidae.